UGUGCACUGCAGUACCACUGGGUAUGGAGAGCGGCGCCAUUCCUGAUGGCCACAUCACUGCAUCCACUACGCACCCACAUUGUGCCACCAGCGAAGCUCGUCUUCAUUCCCGGGAAGAGAGUUAUACAGACCAAGGUGGAUGGGCCGGGGCUUGGUGCGCCAACGGCCCGCUGAACACCAACCAGUGGCUACAGGUUGACGUGGGAGCAGAGACUACUGUAGCUGGAGUUAUCACCCAGGGUAGACCUGGUCCGUCAAUUCAGUGGGUGACCUCCUACAAACUACGCUUCAGCAGAGACGGAAGCACGUGGUCUACAUACCUGGACAAACUGGGACGUGAGAGGGUCUUCCCUGGCAACUACGAUCAGGACACCGAAGUGCGCCACCUGUUGGACCCGCCGGUAACUGCACGUUACGUCCGGUUCUGGCCGCAGACAUGGAAUUCUCACCUCAGCAUGCGGGUGGAGGUCUUGGGGCAGGACUGCACCGGUGACUAGACACAGCAUGCAGACUUGGAGAUUUCCAAAGCACAGAUUUGCACAUAGCAUGAUACACAUGUAGAUGUAUCUAUCUGCUUCGUAGUUCGAAGUGAAACACCAGUUUUCGUCUUUUACUUAUUACGAUAGUUAACUCUAUUUACAAGGAACUCAGAAGUGGCACGUAAUUGACAGUUACCAACAGUUACUUCAGGUCUGCGACAACAAUGUACAAUAAUGUACUGCUAAUUCACCGUGUCCUAAUGAUUACAGCUGCACAGCAUUACAUUUUAUAUUGUAGCCGGUGUGUACUGUCUACUCCCUUGAUAAAGAUGUCAUUGACUUCGUGAUAAAAAGGAUGAUACAUUGUUUUUGUAUGCUGGUGUUGCUGUCUGUUCCUAGUAACUACACUGUUCUGGAGAAAUUUGGACUAAUGUUUGCAAACAA
This is a messenger RNA of Branchiostoma floridae (Florida lancelet), 923 nucleotides long. Its product is annotated as lactadherin-like. The transcript is spliced from 4 exons. Bases 24 to 497 code for a protein of 157 amino acids. NCBI's taxonomy places the organism in Eukaryota, Metazoa, Chordata, Leptocardii, Amphioxiformes, Branchiostomatidae. The record is from RefSeq and is a predicted model, not a curated record.